AUGGAAUGCCACUUAGCGUGUUUGGACAAGAGUGCUCUGACCUGUGACUGCACACGAGCACGUCUCCAUCUGAGCACGGCUAACAACGCCCGGCCAACAGCGCCCGGCCAACAGCGCCCGGCCAACAGCGCCCGGCCAACAGCGCCCGGCCAACAGCGCCCGGCCAACAGCGCCCGGCCAACAGCGCCCGGCCAACAGCGCCCGGCCAACAGCGCCCAGCUAAUGCACCAGGGUUUGGGCUUUAGCUGCUGA
Knipowitschia caucasica is the source of this 252-nucleotide messenger RNA. The record is from the annotation of a GenBank genome assembly. Lineage: Eukaryota; Metazoa; Chordata; Actinopteri; Gobiiformes; Gobiidae.